AUGACUGCAAUCGCGGGCAGUAACUCGCAGUCUGCAACGGCUGGCCAUCCCACAAUCACAACCCUAACCCUGACCCAGUACUCAUCAGAAAUCGUACUACAACUCGAUGGUUUUGCCGCGUCCUUCACUCACUCAGUUGCGGUUCCACUCAUGAGAGCAGAAAGGCGUGCUCGAGACUCACACCUCGAAAAAGCCCAUGACAAAAAUUUGACAAACCAACACAUCAUACGCCACAUUGAUCCAAUGGAGGCUGACAUUGAAAACCUGCUGGUCUGGGCAAAGUCGCAAGGCAUCGAGAUCAACGGCUGCUCCCCAAAACAGCUACACGGCCGCGGCGUCGGCAUCGUCGCCACCCGUGCCCUAGAAGCCAACCAUGUCAUCUUACGCGUGCCCACCGCCACGCUACGCUCCCUCGCCAACACGCCUCGCGCCAUCACCGCGCGCCUCCCCGGCGCCAGCGUGCACGCCCUCCUCGCCGUCUCGCUCUGCCUCGACCUCGCCUCUCCCUCCCUCGCCGCCUGGCGCGCCGUCUUUCCCUCGCGCGCCGACAUUCGCGCCGCGCUACCGCUCUGCUGGCCGUCAGAGCUCCGCGCACUGCUGCCGCCCUCGGCCUCUGCGCGUCUCGCGCGGCAGAGCGCCGCCUUUCACCGAGACUGGGCGAGCGUCGAGGCGGCGGCCUACGACAGCGCAGCGCUGACCAAGGACGAAUUUCUGUACGCGUGGCUGCUGGUCAACACGCGCUCCUUUUACCACGCGACGCGUUUCACGGCCAAGCGGCCCAAGGAGGACCACAUGGUUCUGCAGCCCGUUGCCGACCUCUUCAACCACGCGGGGGACGCCCCCGGCGGCGCCUUUUGCGUCGGCUCCUUUGACGACGCCGCCUUUACCGUGACGACGCGCGCCGCGCACGCGCCCGGCGACGAGCUCUUUAUCCAGUACGGCCCGCACGGCAACGACUUUUUGCUCGUCGAGUACGGCUUCACGCUGCCGUCGCCGCUCAACGACGCCUGGGACGAGACCAGCCUCGACCCGUACCUGUGUCCCGCGCUGGCCGCCGCGGGACACAGGACGGUGCUCGAGGAGGCCGGGUUCUGGGGCCAGUACAUGCUGGAUCGAGAGACGGCGUGCUACCGGACCCAUGUGGCGCUGCGCGCGCUGUGUCUGACGCCGCUGCAGUGGCGCGCCGUGCUCGACGGCGAGCGCGACGAGGACAGGGACCGGGCGCGGGUCGAGGCCGCUCUGGUGGCUGUCGUGCUGCGGCCGGCCGAGGAGGAUGCGGCCGCGCACAUCAGGGACGUGGACGAGGCGACGGCGGGCGAGGCGCUGUCGCGGCAAGCCCUGCGGGAUCGGUGGGUGCAGAUCAUGGAGCUGCUUGUCGGGAUGAGGCAAAAAUUAGAGUCUCAGUAG
This is a messenger RNA of Beauveria bassiana ARSEF 2860, 1407 nucleotides long. RefSeq names its product SET domain-containing protein. The transcript has 3 exons. Gene Ontology annotation, biological process: peptidyl-lysine monomethylation. Bases 1 to 1407 code for a protein of 468 amino acids. NCBI's taxonomy places the organism in Eukaryota, Fungi, Ascomycota, Sordariomycetes, Hypocreales, Cordycipitaceae. The record is from RefSeq and is a predicted model, not a curated record. Gene Ontology annotation, molecular function: protein binding; protein-lysine N-methyltransferase activity.